AUGGAGGGGGUCGAUCAAGAUGUUGGGAGCCGUAUAAGGAAAGCCCAAAAAAUUAUUGCAGCUUUGGCCAGUGUGGAGAUCCCAAUAAAUCAGGAGAGAGACCAAGCUUCACGUCUUCAAGACAAAUGUUAUGUUGGUUCUGCUUUGAGACUUGGAAAGUUACCAAGCAGGCCAGCAAAGAUGUGGACGGCAUUGAGAAACGUGGUGAAGGACUUUAGAGAAGGAUAUGCGCAGCAUCAGACAGACCUGGUUUGGAGUCAAGGAGCUAGCUGGAGAUUGAAACGCAUGGCAGACCUUGGUUUAUGUCCCACCUAA
Nezara viridula (southern green stink bug) is the source of this 315-nucleotide messenger RNA. NCBI's taxonomy places the organism in Eukaryota, Metazoa, Arthropoda, Insecta, Hemiptera, Pentatomidae. The record is from the annotation of a GenBank genome assembly.